Coniophora puteana RWD-64-598 SS2 is the source of this 1038-nucleotide messenger RNA. RefSeq lists its product as uncharacterized. Lineage: Eukaryota; Fungi; Basidiomycota; Agaricomycetes; Boletales; Coniophoraceae. Gene Ontology annotation, molecular function: protein binding. The transcript is spliced from 3 exons. The record is from RefSeq and is a predicted model, not a curated record. Bases 1 to 1038 code for a protein of 345 amino acids.
AUGUACGGCGUAGAACAUGGCGUCUCGCGGGUUGUCCGCCACAAGGAGUUCUACAUCCGCGGCGGUGACAUGACGGUCCUCGUCGAGAACCACCUGUAUCGCAUACACUCGUACUUCUUCGAGCGUGAAUCCCUGUUUUUCCGUAACAAAUUUGCAACCGCAUCCGAGAGCGGCGAGGAUCGCCUGGGCGCCUCGGAGGAGGCGCCAUACUCGCUGGAGGACGUCAAGAGCGAGGACUUUGCCCGGUUUCUUUGGGUGUUCUACAACCCCAAAUACGGGCAGUACGAUGCACCACUCGAUUGGUGGCUGAGUAUACUUCACCUCGCCACCCGGUGGCAGUUCGACGGUGUCAAGGAGCUCACCAUCGCCGCGCUCGAGCAGAUCGAGAUCGAGGGCGUCGAGAAGAUCGCCAUCUACCACAACUACAACAUCAACAAGCACCUCCUCGUUCCUUCUUACAUGGCCGUAUGUCGGCGGGAGAAGCCGCUCUCACUUAUGGAAGGCUCCAAACUCGGCAUGGAGACUGUCCUCCGCAUCGCCGAGGCGCGCGAGCGUCUCCGCCAGCAGGCGAUGGAGAGCGGCGUCCGCUCGCCGACGUACGAGGACUUUGGGGACGACGAGACCGAGAAGCUCGUCCGCGAGCUCUUCCAGGUCACCGGCCGCUCGCCGACGGUCCCCUCGACGAGCAACAUCAACCCCAACUACGGCGGUAGCGGCGGGGCAGCGCCGUCCUCGCCUGAAUAUGGCUCCGUUUCGAGCGACAAGGGCGGGCGCGGCAACGGCUCGCGGUCCGUCAGCAUGGACGUCCGGACACCGUCGCCCUCGCCCGGCCCGGCGCCGCUCCAGACGAACAUGAAGAACACGUCCAGCGGCCCGCAAUCGUUCACCGGCUCCGGCAUGAUGAUGUCCAAGGAGCCCUCGGAGGGACCCUCGCUGUUCGGGCCUAGCUCAAACGGCGGCGGCCCCAACUCUAUCUUCCAGGUCGGCCCCAACGGCAGGUCGCGGCAAUCUACUGGUGAGCACGCACCGGUGAACUAA